Molecule: messenger RNA, 1773 nt
Organism: Monoraphidium neglectum
Lineage: Eukaryota; Viridiplantae; Chlorophyta; Chlorophyceae; Sphaeropleales; Selenastraceae
Exons: 12
Coding region: 1-1773 (590 amino acids)
Source: RefSeq, a predicted model, not a curated record
AUGCCCGGCCACUACAUGAAGAAAACGAGCUGCACCCGCUGCCCCAAGAACCACGCAAGCCCGGGCGGCUCAAAGACAACCGCCUGCACCAAGUGCCUGGCCCCAUUCACUGCCAACCCUGACCAGAGCGAGUGCAUCGACCGCCUGGCCUGGAGCCACUGGGGCGGUGACCUCAGCAACCGCCGCUGGAGCCAAGUUGAGAAAAAGCUGACGGUGGCAAAGGCCGGGAAGCUCAAGGUCAAGUGGGAGGCGGACGUUGCGGGCAGCACCAGCGCUACGCCCACCAUUCACAACGGCUUCCUCUACGUGCCGGAUUGGGAGGGCAACGUCUUCUGCCUGAAGGCUGCGACAGGGGAGGUUGUGUGGUCAAAGCAAGUCAAAGAUUAUAUUAGCCAGCUUGGCGUUCCACUGCCGGCCAACUUGGGUGUGUUCCCACUCAUAUCAAGGAACAGCCCUGUCAUCUACAACAACGAGCUGGUGAUCCUCGGCACCAUGCAGGCAGUCUAUGGGGGGUACGCCUUCUGGCUCGCGCUCCGCGCCUCGGACGGCGCCUUGGUGUGGGGCAAGCAAGCUGACACCAACAUUGCAGCAACCAUCACGCAAAGCCCCACCCUGUACGAGGGCGUCAUCUACACAGGAAUCAGCAGCCUCGAGGAGAACGUCGCAUCACGUCAAGCCCACGUAUGCUGCUCGUUCCGAGGCAGCGCGGCGGCAGUGGAUGCGCGGACCGGCGACCUCCUCUGGCAGACCUUCACCGCACCCGACAUCGGCAGGGGCGCCAAUGACAGCUGGGCGGGCGCCUCUAUAUGGGGCAGCUCACCUGUGGUGGACCGCCAGCGCGGGCAGAUCAUUGUCGCCACUGCGAACAAUUACAGGAUGCCGCUUGACGUGGAGGCGUGUCUGCUGGCGCUGGGACCCCUGACAGUCGCCAACAGCCCGCAGCAGAAGGUCUGCAUGCAGCUGUCGCGCGGGAACGAGAACCACCACAACUCGAUCCUGGCCUUGGACAUGAAGACUGGCGCUAUCAAGUGGGCCACACCUGUUGAUGGACCCGACGCUUGGAACGCCGCAUGCCUUUCCAGCAACCCAGCUGUUCGCGACAAUUGCCCUGCAGUCGAGGGCCCCGAUUUCGCCUUCGGCCAAGCCCCCAUGCUGGUCACGCCCUGCAAGCCCGGCAAGGGCUGCAAGCAGCUGCUCAUCGUUGGCCAGAAGUCCGGCAUUGUUUGGGCGCUGGACCCCAACGACGGCAGCAUUGCCUGGAACCAACGCGCUGGCCCGGGAGGGCUCAUCGGAGGGCUCAUGUGGGGCAGCGCCAGCGACAACAAGCUGGUGUACGUCAGCAACAACAACAUGUACAACACAAAGGUCGACUUCCAGGGCGCCGACGCGUACCUGAAGCCCGUCCCGAACGUCAAGGGCGAAAAGGUCGCCCCGGCUUCCACCAACGGCGGCCUGUGCGUCGCGCUGGAUGCGUGGGACGGCACAGUGCGCUGGACCUUCGCCAACCCGAUGCUGGACCAGGCCGGCCGCAACGCCAAGAGCCUUGCAGCCAUCACUGUGGCGAACGGGGUUUUGACGUAUGCGAGCAUGGACCCCACCGGGCGGCUGUUCAUGUUGCGUGCAACUGAUGGGAAGCUGCUGGGAAGCUAUGAUCUUGGUGCGAGCAGCGCGUGCGGGCCGUCCAUCGUGGACGGCGUGCUCUACAGCGGCACGGGUUACACAAACUUUGCACUUGGAACGGCCGGAACCAAGGUCAUCGCGCUCACCGUUUGA